AUGAUCUAUAAUGUUAAUCAGAGGCGAUAUACCAUACCAGUUCAUGACCCUCCAACUCGUCAGGCACAUAUUCAGAUAAGCAUAUUGCAUAUCAUUACAUUCGACCAAUUUCAAAUGUUACGUGCACCCUUCCUUGAUCCUUCUAAAAAUCAAAAAAAAGAAAGAUACUACAUGCAUUAUAUAUCUAUUCUUCAAUUUACGGGUGGGUGCAUCUUUGAAUCAACACUUGUAGCAUUUCUAAAUACCAUGGAAGUCGCUGGCAUAGUGGAUUUAAACAUUCAUUACUGCGAGUUCAUGGAGCGGAAACAACCAAUACAGACUUCACAUCGAACACAAUCGUUUACACAUACGUCCGAUCAGCCUCUAUACAGUUUUAAGGACAAAGACACUGAUUUAAAAAUCUAUGUGCUUCGCAUCAUUGACGUUUCAUUGUUUAUUCAGGCUCAUAUUUGCAUUGAAGCUUUACAAACGUUCUUAAUAUGGGAUAGAAGAAAGAAAAAUCGAGACAUAAAGCAGCCAACAUGGGCAGAUACGACAUCUGAUCCUAUAACAACAAAUCGAUUUUUCCAGCCAAAUAUAGAAAAGAAAUCAGCCGUCGGCGUAAUGCAAAAGGUUAUCCUGUGGUUGCACGAUAGUCUUAUUGACCGUGUUCCCAAAAUGUCCUUCAUAAAUGAGAUGUAG
Messenger RNA from Mycotypha africana, 681 nucleotides. RefSeq lists its product as uncharacterized. The record is from RefSeq and is a predicted model, not a curated record. The transcript has 6 exons. The coding region runs from base 1 to 681 and encodes 226 amino acids. NCBI's taxonomy places the organism in Eukaryota, Fungi, Mucoromycota, Mucoromycetes, Mucorales, Mycotyphaceae.